Messenger RNA from Anarrhichthys ocellatus (wolf-eel), 3959 nucleotides. Its product is annotated as inositol polyphosphate multikinase-like. Gene Ontology annotation, molecular function: inositol-1,4,5-trisphosphate 3-kinase activity; inositol tetrakisphosphate kinase activity. Gene Ontology annotation, biological process: inositol phosphate biosynthetic process. The transcript has 5 exons. NCBI's taxonomy places the organism in Eukaryota, Metazoa, Chordata, Actinopteri, Perciformes, Anarhichadidae. Gene Ontology annotation, cellular component: cytoplasm; nucleus. The coding region runs from base 1116 to 1739 and encodes 207 amino acids. The record is from RefSeq and is a predicted model, not a curated record.
UGGGAGGCUUUGGGCACUGUUUGAUACGUAGUAAGGUAGCCGCCUACACUGACCUGGAUAUCUACAGCUGAGGGGAAGUCUGUCGGUCCCUUUUAAUAUCAUGGAUUUUAAUACGACAACGCAUCGUGUUUGUGCUCAUCUUCAACGGAUAGCCCUUCGUCCUGAAGGCGGUUGUACAGCAAGUGUGAUGUCCCUCUGGUGUGCUGAAUUGUGACGCGAGGAGGGGCUUGCUAAGCAGCCUAAUGGACAGUAUCGAUGACUUAGCAAUCAAAACCAGAACUGAAUAUCCUCUCUAUGCAAUUAUAUUGUCUCCAUUCGCCCUGUCUGCUUCUCUGUUUGCUGACUGGAACUGGAUAUCACUCUUGAGCGUGUCGUAACAUCACCUUUUCAUAAAGAAAACAGUAUUUACAUCUCUGGAGCGAGGAAGUGGAGCUGCGUCAGGCUACCUGAACUUGAUCAAGAUAAGACCGGACGUUGGGUGACAUUGCCUUCGUAAUAAAGGUGGCAAACAUAUUUGUUUUUGACAUUAAACAACGAUGUUUGGGAUUAGACGGAGACGUGACACUUGGCUUAAACGACAGCCGGCUUUUGAAUAGCAACAGAGAUCUCCGCCUUCAUUAUUACCGUGGUACCUACGUCGCCCUUCGUUUUAUUUUAGAAACCGCGAGCGGAAGUUGUGCUCGGUCCUGCUGUUUUGACCCUGGUAGGAAGUGGGAUGUGGCCAGGGUGUAUUUAUGCUUCUGUUUUAAGAUAUGAAAAUCAUUGAUUUAGCGCUGCGUCGGGAGCCCUGUUUCACCACCGGACACAGCGGGGAUUACGACAGUGUUGCUGUCCGUCAGUGUGGUUGUUGUUGGCGGUCGAAGACGGCGAACACGACCGAAGCUGCUGUGCUGGUUUCGUCUGGACUGGACUAUUUCCAUGAGGGCUUCUCAACCUCACGUCCUAACAAUUUGUGUGCGGGACUGUAUUUUGUGCUUACGUAAUAACAGUAUGUGAAUCGAUAGUCAUAUCGUUGACUUUUUUAUUUUAUAUUUUUCUUGGACAAAGACGUAUUGCCCCCCCCUCACACACAGUUUUAUAUAUAUAUAUAUACAUUUUUUUUUUUUUUUUUGCAAAUGUCAACAAGUCAUCGUCAAGUGAUGAUGGAAUCCUCUCUAGCUCUCGGAAGACUGGAGCUGACCCCCAGUUCAGGCGCUGUUGGGGUCAGCCUGACCCCGCGGCUCACCGGCGGCCACCCCGCGAAGGAGACGUGCGGUCAGCGGCCACUGGGGCCACAAGGCCCGGCUCAUCUGAACGGCUGCGUCCCGCUGUCACAUCAGGUGGCGGGUCACAAGUAUGGAGUGGAUACAGUGGGCAUUUUGCAGCAUCCAGACGGAACAGUCCUGAAGCAGCUUCAGCCUCCACCCAGAGGUCCACGAGAGAUGCAGUUUUACAGCACGGUGUAUGCAGAGGACUGCUGUGAUCCAUGCCUUCUGCAGCUCCAGAACCAUCUGCCCAAGUACUACGGCACCUGGUCCUCUCCUGACAGCCCCAAUGACCUGUACCUGAAGCUGGAGGACGUGACCCGGCGCUUCGUCAAGCCGUGCAUCAUGGACGUGAAGCUGGGCCGGCGGAGCUACGAUCCGUUCGCCUCGCAGGAGAAGCGGGAGCAGCAGAUCAGGAAAUACCCACUGAUGGAGGAGAUAGGCUUCCUGGUCCUCGGCAUGAGGGUUGAAACUGGUUUACUGGCACUCCACUAGAACUGAUCUGAACAACAACUCGGAGUAAUGCAAGUGCAAAUGGGAUGAAAGGCACACAUAUGCACUGUCCUUUCCAUCUUUGAGAAGUUCAAAUGUAAUCUUCUUCUUCUUUUUUUACAGUAUUCAUGGUAGUUCAAUGGAGAACUACCAUGAAUGGUGCUUUGGGGUCUCUGUAUUAAUUAUUAUUAUUUUAUAUUAAUUAAUUAUUAAAACUGAAUUUGAAGCUCUGUGUGCAGAAUGACAAGAAUAUAUUAAUCCAAAGCUGGUGACAAAACCCUAGAACUACGGAUCAGGGAGGUCUGUCACACUGCAGCCGAUACGUUGCCUUCGAAAAGGUUGUUUUAAAGUUUAGAUGUGUAUGUUGCAACCGCUGCCGUCAGGAGGCCUUUACACACCGAAGACGUGACGAAUAAACAACAUGAUAAUGCAAAAAUUCUGUCCUGCAAAUAUUUUUCAUCACACCGGCGGUGAUGCAGAUUUGAGACAGUGGCAACACUUUUUUAUAAAGGUUUGAAUGGAGUCAUACAGGCAGAGGGUCCAGAGCAGCGUCUGGAAGGCUGUCUGAGGUAAACUGUUGCUCUGAGGGAAUUUGAGUUCCCUCUGGUAAAGAGUUACGCAAUGUGUAUGUCCAAGGCUUUUAUUGUGAAAGGUAAGAAGAGAAGGCGUAGAUCUGGUCUGUUCGCCUUUGUCAAGGUUGAAAGGAGUAAUAAAGUUUUCCGUCUUGGUUGGGAGUAUGGAGCCUCCGCCUUGAUGAACAUUAUAAGUUUCGAAUGUGUCCGUUCCGCACAACGUGAUUGGUCGAUGCCUUUAUUCGUUAAGUACUCAAGAAAAAAAAAAAACGGUUUAAAAAUAAAUAAAUAAAAGUAUGUGAAAACUAAUCACACAAAAUAACUGUAAGCUUAAUUGUAUUAAUUUGCUUGUACUCCGAUCACUUUUAAGCUCCAUACAGUAAAUGUCAACACUUGUUGCACAGAUGUGCAAAACAAUUUACAACUCUACCAGGGGGCACAGACAGGAAGUAAACAAAAUACAUUUAACAAACAGUGCAGCAGUGUAGAUAAAUGUAUAUACUACUAACACAAAUCUUUAAAUAAAAGCAUAGUUUUCAUAGCUUUAUACAUAUCUGCUAUUAACAUGAUAGCAGAAGUAACUGAUAACACCUUUCAUACGCGGCGUGAUGAACAACAUAAGGUGCUGUUGAACCUCCUGAAGCAGGUCAAUGAUUAACUAUCUGAAAUAUGUUGACAUUGUUGACUGAGCGGUACAGCCCAUAAUGCACACGCACACACACACAGUGGAGCAUGUAAAUAGCUGCUAUUCAUCUGUUUGUUGAAUCUCUGUAGAAUCCGACAGUGCAGCAGUAAACACGCCUCAUGAAGAGUCAGAUAGAGAAACCUUUAUCGCUUCCAUCAGUUUCCAUUACAACUUACUGACAGCAUCAUCAUCCGUUUUCAUGCCUGCAGCAGGAAGCAAACGAAUUUGCGAAUUUGCAUUAAUUUCUACGAAGUUAAUGCUGUGUUCAUAUUGAGGUGGAACACUGGGCGUUGAAUUUGAAAGGCACGGCAGAAAAAAGAACCCAUUCAAAAAUAAGUUGUCAAAGUUGUUAAUGGCAGCCAUUGGGUGGGACAACAGUCCAUAAAUAGAUAUAAUAAAUAUCCACAUUUAUCACCAUGACCUUACAUAAGAGGGAGGGUAACCGAUGAAGGUAUGGGUGAGAGUGGCUGGUAUUCAGCUAAUGAAAUGUGUCAUUUAUUACUAACUGCAAGUCUUUGUGUACUGAACCCGCCGAUUGAUGGUUUGACCUGAUCCUCAGUGUAAACCUUAUGGCUGUAUGUCUCCACCCUUUGUACACCGUAGCGCUCUGACUUUUGUUCAUAUGUUCUCUAUGGAUUCCUGUACAGGAGGUCAACUUCAUGUUUGAUGUGUGCUACAGCAGCGUGGACUGAGAAGUGACAGCGUAUUACUGUAAAACAUGCACAUUUAAACUACUACCCUGCACACGGCCAACUUUCUCUAGCAGGAAUGUAUGCGGAGGGUGCUGAAUUAUCCCGUAUUGUCUAAUGUGCUGUAGUGUAAAAAGGAACUUAACUUUAGGCAGUACCAAUCCACAGUUUUAUAUGAACAACAGAUCAGAUGAUUAUUUAUAAUGUUUCAAAAAGAAGUCUGGUUGUAUAGAAGUCUAUGAGAAAAUGACUCUACUUCUCUCUUGAUUUAUUACCU